AUGGUCUAUGCUUGGACAUUCAUAGCUGCUACACCACCUUUCCAAUGUAAACUACCAUUUGAUGAUUCACCUUUGAAUAAUCUUACAAAUCAACUAAUAUCUUCUUAUAUACCAAGUGAAACUCAAUGUCGAGAGACUCAAAAAAGUAUUUCUCUAAAAGAAUGUCAACGAUGUUUUCAAGUUGUAAAUAAUAGUGCUUAUAAUAUUGGUAGUAUUAGUGAAUUAAGUCCAUGUCGAAGUUUUGCUUUUGAUCGAACUUAUUAUCAAUCGACAAUCGUUGAAGAUUGGUCAAUGGUAUGCGAUCGAGUACCAUUAAAGAGCACUGUUCAAAUUGUUUUUUUCGUCGGGUAUAUGGUGGGUUCACUUGUUUUUGGUGUACUUUCUGACAAACUUGGAAGACGACCUAUCAUGGGUGUUUCAUUUAUACUGAUGUUUAUUGGUGGUAUCGUAUGUGCAAUAGCACCUCAAGAUUUCAUUGGUCAUGGAACAAGUUAUCCACUGUUUGCAUUCGGUCGAUUUUUGUUAGCUUGUGCAACACGUGGCAUUGGUAUUACUGGUUUUGUCAUGGGUAUGUGUUUAUGUUAG
This is a messenger RNA of Rotaria sordida, 585 nucleotides long. The record is from the annotation of a GenBank genome assembly. Lineage: Eukaryota; Metazoa; Rotifera; Eurotatoria; Philodinida; Philodinidae.